CGUUAUUGCCCCGUCCACGUGGCUAAGUGCAAGCUUGUCCCGUGAUUGGUCAAUGAAUGCACAACACGCCAGCUCUGUAUAAUGGCGGGUUGGCGAAGCAUCUGCGAAGCAUAUGCGCCGUCAACGUGGCUAAGUGCCAGGUUGUCGUGCGAUGGUCGAUGAAAACCCGGCCCGUCCGUCGUCCGUAUCUCUUCUCUCCCGUCUUUCUCGACGCCCGCGAUGACGUUGCCGCGAAGUGCCAUCUCAUUCCCGCCAAUUCCUGAAGGCAGUCUUCAGCAGCAGCUGGAAGACAUGGCCGCGGAUAUCAGGCGCAUGCGCGUGGAUGAGCGUUUUGCGGACGUGAUUUUCGUCUGCGAUGGCGGGAAAGAGGUGCGCGCCAAUCGAGCCGUUUUGGCGGCGAGGAGCGAGUACUUCUGCAAGCUUCUGUACGGCGGCAUGCUUGAGAGMUGCUCGUCCCUGGUACGCCUUCCCGCCGUCAGAGCCGAGACGUUGGAAACCGUUUUCGACUUUCUGCACGGAAUUCCGCUGACACCGACGGCUUGUGCGGAGGACAUGCUGGAUAUAUACUGCCUGGCGGAGCAGUAUACUAUCCAAGGGCUGUGCCAGCUAGUCUUGCAUUUCGUCCCCGCCGCCGUCUCCACGGCGCGGCAGGUGGGAGAAUGGUUGAUCCUGUCGAUCAGCAGGAAGGCGGAGGCGGUAUCCACGCUACUCGUGAGUGUGUUUGACAAGAAAGUYAACUUCGCUAACAGCACCUUUGAGGGGUGGAACAUGGCGGCUGUGGAUUUCUGUCUGGAGCACUCGCAGACGCUGAAGCAGAGGAGCGGCGGGGCCGGGAUCCCAGACGCCAUAUCCGAAACGCUGGUAGCUGAGUCGGUCUUAGCAGCCGCGGCAGUCCGCAGUGGUGGCGGCAUCGCAACUCUGUCCCGUCUAUCCGCCUUCUCCUCUCCAACUGCGAAGACGAAGAGCGAGGAGGAGCAGGAGAAGGAGCAGGAGAAGGAGCAGGAGAAGGAGCAGGAGAAGGACGGAAAGGAAGAGGAGAAGGAUAAUGACGAGUUGGAACAAUUGAUCGCCAUCUUCGGUCGCCACAUCCGUAUUAACUCCAUUAGCACGGCCUUCAUGGUGGACACGAUGGAACCUCUCGGCAUUUUCCCGGAGAGAUGGUUUCUUGACGGGUAUCGAUCCAAGGCUAUGGAGAAGAUAGGGCCACCUGCGGACGUGACCCUUCUCGUUGAGACUAUGUUUCGAUUCGUCUCCGGGAAUGAGAUGAUCGCGACGAUCCUGAGGAGUCCGCCAUCGCCAUCGCCAUCGCCAUUGCCAUUGCCAUCGCCAUCGCCAUCGCCAUCGCCAUCGUCGUUCCGGUGCCGCGUGUGCUGCACCAGCGGUACUCAUCAAAUCGCGAGAUUGCCGGUGCCAUUGGGAUCGGGACGACACUUCUGGAAAUUGACUAUCGUUUCUUACUGUGAUGCGACUUGGGUCGGGGUAGCGGACAAGACGGUCGACACCCACCCGCUCUCUUGGUACGACAAGGAGCACACUGGGAGGUGGUUGUACGGAUCACACGGCAAGUGUUGGCAUGCGGCUGAGGGGACAGGGUUUCCACUGAAACUUCAAUUCCGAUCUGCAGGGGAGUCCAUCAUCGUCAUCGUCGAUAUGAAAGAACGAACAAUGACUGUUGCUCAGGAUUUGGAGUCUUAUAACGAAUACCCUCGGGAUCGGAGUUACCCUAUCGCUUUCCGAGACCUGUCUGCCGUAGUUUUUCCCGCUGUCUCCUUGAUGACUCCAGGCUGUGUGGAGAUGGCGUGGCUGAAAUCCAUCGAUACAUAGAUGAUGAUCACUUCCAUGUAUUUUUCAAUACGAUCUGUGUUCGGGCGAUAUCCAAUUCGAUUCGCGGAAUUUGAUCGGUACGUACAGUCUUCCCCCGAACACAACGCACCCUUAUUUUGGCUGUAUCUGGGCGGAAAUAUAGCUUGUAUACAGUCAUUUUUAGGGUGCGUUAUGUUCGGCGGAAGACGGUAGUGUUUCAAUCGAUUCGCUGAAUCCGGUUGAUUGAUAGGUUUUCAAUAGACUCGGGGUCUGCGAGAUAUGCUCAUUUGCAGGUGUUCAAUAGUUUCCUACCAAAAAAAACCAAAAAAAAAAAGUUUCCUACCACCGUCAGGGAACUUGGAUCGAUCGGUACCUCGGUAGUUUUUUAGUCCAUUCGCUGAAUCCGGUUUUCAUAGACAGGUCUUCAAUAGAUUCGGGGGUCUGCGAUAUGCUCAGUUGUAUUCAGAGUGUCUUUCCGUCUUCCCCCAAAUAGAACGUGAUAAGGCCAUUAUAGCCAUAUUUGGCUCGCCUUUUAGUCCAGACGCAGCAGAAAUGACCGUUCGUUCUGUUCGGGGGAAAAAGGGUAGGUAGGGGUUGGUCAAGCUUUUGGCCACCCUAGCCCAUCGAGUGCUGUACCUCUUUUGCAAUGAAGAUCACAGGUUCUA
This is a messenger RNA of Chara braunii, 2468 nucleotides long. The record is from the annotation of a GenBank genome assembly. Lineage: Eukaryota; Viridiplantae; Streptophyta; Charophyceae; Charales; Characeae.